UUUCCCCCGGCGUUACCCCGAUUUUCCCCCGGCGUUACGCGGAUUUUCCCCCCGCGUUAACCCAAAAUUUCGGGGGCACUAAAACCCAUUUUCUCCCCACCAACACCCUUUUUUUCCCCAUUUUCUCCCCACCAACCCCCCUUUUUCCCCGCACCACCACUACAACCCCCUUUAACCCUUCCCUCUCCGCUCCCCUUUUCCCCCACCGCCCCAAGCUCCCCCCAGCCCCGCGCUCCCCUCUUUCCGCCUCUCCGCCGCCUUGCAUGCGAGGGUCAUGAGUUCCUACUUCGUCAACCCGCUCUUCUCCAAGUACAAAGGCGGCGAGUCGCUGGAGCCGACCUACUACGACUGCCGCUUCCCGCAGAGCGUGGGCCGGAGCCCCGCGGCGGUUCUGUACGGCCCCGGCGGCGCCGCGCCGUCCUUCCAGCACCCCUCGCACCACGUCCAGGAGUUCUUCCACCACGGCGCCUCGGGCAUCUCCAGCCCCUCGGGCUACCAGCAGAACGCGCCCUGCGCGCUCGCCUGCCACGGCGAUGCCUCCAAGUUUUACGGCUACGAGGCGCUGCCGCGGCAGGCGCUGUACGGCGCGCAGCAGGACGCGCCCGCGGUGCCCUACGCGGACUGUAAAUCCUCGGCCGGCGGCGGCGGCGGCGGCGGCGGCGGCGGGGCCGAGGGGCAAGGGGGGCACCUGAGCCAGAGCUCCUCGCCCAGCCUGAUGUUCCCGUGGAUGAGGCCGCACGCCCCGGGGCGGCGCAGCGGCCGGCAGACCUACAGCCGCUACCAGACGCUGGAGCUGGAGAAGGAAUUCCUCUUCAACCCGUACCUGACCCGCAAGCGGCGCAUCGAGGUGUCGCACGCGCUGGGACUGAGCGAGCGGCAGGUGAAAAUCUGGUUCCAGAACCGCCGCAUGAAGUGGAAGAAGGAGAACAACAAGGACAAACUGCCCGGCGCCGCCCGCGACGAGGAGAAGGGCGAGGAGGAAGGACACGAGGAGGAGGAGAAGGAGGAGGAGGAGAAGGAGGAGAGCAAGGACUGAGCGAGGCCGAAGGCUCCGCGCUUGUUUUUCUUUGGUUUUGUUUUGUUUUUUUUAUGGCGGAUGAUGAAUCGGGAUCUUUACGACGGUCAUUUGCUUUUAUGGAGUUUCCAAUGGAGAGGCUCACCCAGCAGGAACUACCUGUCAGGCGCUCGGGGCUUUUUUCCUUUUUAUUGGCGGGGAGGGUUCCCUUAUUCCUGCUUUUUUUCGGGGCUUUUUUAAUCCU
Molecule: messenger RNA, 1259 nt
Organism: Taeniopygia guttata (zebra finch)
Lineage: Eukaryota; Metazoa; Chordata; Aves; Passeriformes; Estrildidae
Gene: HOXC8
Product: homeobox C8
Biological process (GO): regulation of transcription by RNA polymerase II
Cellular component (GO): nucleus
Molecular function (GO): DNA-binding transcription factor activity, RNA polymerase II-specific; RNA polymerase II transcription regulatory region sequence-specific DNA binding
Source: RefSeq, a predicted model, not a curated record